AUGAGUGGUCUCGCCGACUUCGGGAGGGGGAAGGAGAAAGGGCCGACCCCUGAAGAGGCCAUACAGAAACUAAAGGAGACGGAGAAGAUACUGAUCAAGAAACAGGAGUUUCUGGAGCAGAAGAUUCAACAGGAGCUACAAACAGCCAAGAAGCAUGGGGCCAAGAAUAAGAGAGUGAUAGGGGAAAGGUGCCAAAAGGGAGGACCCAGGUGGGAAGCAGGGGCUCUGGCUCUGAUGUUCAAGGUGUGGGCUGGGUCAGCUGCCCUACAGGCUUUGCGGAGGAAGAAAAGAUUAGAACAGCGGCUGGCACAAACUGAUGGGACAUUGUCCACCCUGGAGUCUCAGCGUGAGGCCAUUGAGAAUGCUAUCACCAAUACAGAAGUGCUUCGCACCAUGGAGCUUGCUGUCCACGGCAUGAAGAAAGCCUACUAGGACAUGGACAUUGACAAGGUGAAUGAACUGAUGGCCAACAUCACAGAACAACAGGAGGUGGCCCAGGAGAUCUCUGAUGCCAUUUCUCGGCCUGUGGGCUUUGGAGAUGAUGUGGAUGAGGAUGAACUGUUGGAGGAGCUAGAGGAGUUGGAGCAGGAGGAAUUGGCCCAGGAAUUGUGACACGUGGGUGACAAGGAGGAAGAACCCCCUUUCAAACUGCCCAGUGUACCCUCUACACAUCUGCCUGCAGGGCCAGUUCCCAGAGCAGAUGAAGAUGAAGAAGCACUAAAGCAGUUGGCUGAGUUGGUAUCCUGAUGAGUCUGGGCUUAUCUUCCUGAUGCUGCCUUCGUUGGUCUCUUUUCCUUAAGUGCAAAGUGCUGAGCUAAAGGAACAUAGCCUUUUUGGGAGGCCCUGCUCAGGGUGGUGGUAUAGCCCUGCCUGAGAAAGGGCCUGUUGCCUUUCCAUCCCUGACUCAACUCUGAAGAAGGAUCUUGGUGCAGGAGGAUCCCCUGAGCUCCCUUCUCUUUGACAGCAGUUACAGUGCCCUUGUUCUCAAUAAAAUUGGAUAGAUGGAACCCUAGUGCUUAUACUGCCUUGUCUAUACCUGAAACUCUU
Molossus molossus (Pallas's mastiff bat) is the source of this 1047-nucleotide messenger RNA. RefSeq names its product charged multivesicular body protein 4A (gene CHMP4A). The record is from RefSeq and is a predicted model, not a curated record. Gene Ontology annotation, biological process: vesicle budding from membrane; late endosome to vacuole transport via multivesicular body sorting pathway. Gene Ontology annotation, cellular component: cytoplasmic side of plasma membrane; ESCRT III complex; multivesicular body. NCBI's taxonomy places the organism in Eukaryota, Metazoa, Chordata, Mammalia, Chiroptera, Molossidae.